AUGGAAGGGGGAGACGGAGCUAACUGCGUGGUAGCGUCACUUUGCUUUUUCCUUUAAGUUUUCACUACUUUCUUGCCCACCGGUUGUUUCCAAAAUGUCAGCAACUCCUGUCCAGAGAGUGGCUUUUGGCAGCUGUCAGGAGAGGAGAGUCUUUCCCCUCCAUUAUGCUCCAGACCGGCUGGGAAACCAAAUGGCACGACCGGAAGCGUCACACGUCGGUCCUGGCUGCUAUGACAACCAUGAGUUUGGCACCCUACUCUAUGACUUACAGAGGACACCGGGGAGUAAGAAAGGAUAUAGUCUCUCUGCAAGGACUGCAGCACGCUUUCCGCCCUGUAGCAAGCAGAAAGCGACCCCAUCCCCACAGCAGUACCAGCAUGAUCAAAGCCGGUCCAGAGUCCCCCCUCCGGGCAAAACACCUUUCGACUCAACCACACAGAGGUUCAAAAGCGUGUCAUGUACAACUCAGGACAGCCCAGGGCCUGGGACCUACGAUCAUAAUGAAGUGACAAACAGGAAAGUGAGCUGGCCGAAGUGCUUCGGGAGCCCAGACUGGUCCAGAAUGCCUCAGAUCGAGAAGAAGUCACUCCGGGUGAAGAUGAGCAGUGAAAAGGAGUUCCUGAAGCACAGGAGCAGAGUAGCCUACCUGAGUUUAUACUAUUAAUUCUAAAGCUGAUGGAUGUAAACCCAUUGUGGCACUGAUGUAAGAUGGUGCAUUUGCCACAUUAUUUACCUGAACUUUUACUGUCAAUUUACUGGAAUGAAACUGUUGCCAAGAUAGUUGGAGAUCUCAAGAGUUAUAAAAAAAAAGAAAAUUGUUUUUUUUAUUCACAAAA
Messenger RNA from Sebastes umbrosus (honeycomb rockfish), 836 nucleotides. RefSeq names its product protein pitchfork-like. Gene Ontology annotation, molecular function: cytoskeletal protein binding. The transcript has 5 exons. Lineage: Eukaryota; Metazoa; Chordata; Actinopteri; Perciformes; Sebastidae. The record is from RefSeq and is a predicted model, not a curated record. Gene Ontology annotation, biological process: regulation of cell projection organization. Gene Ontology annotation, cellular component: ciliary basal body. Bases 95 to 664 code for a protein of 189 amino acids.